AUGAAAGCAUCACCGUUCCUCGCCUUUCUCAGCACCAUCGUGCCCGCUCUUGCGGCGCCGAACGGUGUUGCUCGCCGCGCCGACCCCGGACUCAUGGCGGGCAAGUACAUCGUCCAGCUCAAGCCCGGCACCAGCCCCGACGCCGUCAACGCGCACCACAACGCCGUGCGUAGCCUCCUCCGCCGCCGCGACGGGUCCGCAGGAACCCUGGAGAAGACCUUCCAGAUCGGCGACUUCAACGCCUACAGCGGCAGUUUCGAUGACGCGACCCUCGAGGCCAUCGCGCAGCUUGAGGAGGUCCUCGCCGUCGAGCUCGACCAGGCCAUCUUCGUCGACCCGACCGAACAGGAGCAAACGCUUUACAAGCGUGCUCUGACGACGCAGGCGAACAGCAUCUGGAGUUUGGGCGAUCUGUCCCACAGCGAGGCUGGCUCGACGAACUAUGUCUACGACGCAACCGCCGGCGAGGGCACUACCGCCUACGUCUUCGACACUGGCAUCCGUCUGUCGCACUCGGAAUUCGAGGGCAGAGCCAGCUUCGGCAUCAAUGGCGUGACGGGCUCGACUGUGUCGCCCGGAUCCAACUCCGAUACGGACGGCCACGGCACCCACGUUGCGGCUACCAUCGUCGGCAAGACUUACGGUGUCGCCAAGAAGGCCAAGGUCAUCGAUGUGAAGGUGUUUGAGGGCGAUACGGGUUCCACCUCGGCGACACUCACAGGCCUCGACUGGGCCGUCAACGACAUUGUCUCCAAGGGCGCGCAGAAGAAGUCCGUUCUCAACAUGUCUCUGGGCGCCAGAGACGCCUCGGCGCUCGACAAUGCCGUCCUCGCCGCCUACAGGCAGGGCAUCCUCACCAUUGUCGCGGCGGGCAACGACGACCAGCCCGCCACCGACACCUCGCCCGCCAGACUGCCCGAGGCCUUCACCGUCGGCAUGACCCGCCCCGACCGCGGUCGCGUGAACAUCAUCGAGGGUAUCUACGGCAGCAGCUACGGCCCGGAGCUGGACGUCUUCGCGCCCGGCCAGGAUAUCAUCAGCGCCAGCCACACGUCCGACACGGGCACCGCGACCAAGACGGGCACCAGCAUGGCGGCGCCGCUCGUUGCGGGUCUGGUGUGCUACCUUCGGGGCCUGGCGGGCGAUUUCGGGACGCCGAAGGAGGUCACGGACCGGAUUCUGGAGCUUGCUCUUCCGGAUGUCGUCGGGGACCCCAAGGGUUCGCCAAACCUGCUGGUGAACAACGGCAGUGGGCAGUGA
Colletotrichum spaethianum is the source of this 1260-nucleotide messenger RNA. Its product is annotated as alkaline protease 1. Gene Ontology annotation, biological process: proteolysis. The coding region runs from base 1 to 1260 and encodes 419 amino acids. The transcript has 2 exons. Gene Ontology annotation, molecular function: serine-type endopeptidase activity. Lineage: Eukaryota; Fungi; Ascomycota; Sordariomycetes; Glomerellales; Glomerellaceae. The record is from RefSeq and is a predicted model, not a curated record.